AUGACUUCGUUAUCCGCAAGACUCACUGGCUCCUUGGCCUCGACUUUGAACUCGAUACGGCCACAGAUACGGCUUUCUACAGGCCAUGCACGAAGUCUAUCAUCCAUAACCAAAUUUGAUACCAGGAAAUUCGUUAAAGCCUUGCAAGAAAAAGGCGGGUUUGACGAAAAGCAAGCAGAAGCAGCUGUAGUUGUCGUGAACGGUGCAAUUAAUGAUGGUAUCUACUCAAUAACAAACAAUCUUGUUACAAAGGAAGCGCUUUCGUCGAUAGCGUACCAGCAAAAAGUCGAUUUUGCCAAGUUGAAAGGUGAAUUGCAAACGAUGGACAAGAGCGAGUUUACCACGUUGAAGAAAGACCAAGAGAAGCUACGGACCGACUUGACCAAUUUGAAAAACAGACUCAAGGAAGAGAUCACAAAGAACCAGGCGAGUGUGCGAUUAGAUUUGAAUUUGGAGAAAGGUCGCAUUCGAGAGGAGAGCUCGCAAAACGAGUUGAAGAUUGAAGACACCUUUAGCAGAAUUGACGAAGAGAUUGCCAACAUGCAGAUGCAAAUCAAGGCUGUCAAGACUCAAGUUUUGCAGUGGCUUAUCGGUGUAAGCACAGGUACUUUGGCGGUGUUGCUAGCCUUUGGUAGGUUCAUGUCGUGA
This is a messenger RNA of Lodderomyces beijingensis, 648 nucleotides long. NCBI's taxonomy places the organism in Eukaryota, Fungi, Ascomycota, Pichiomycetes, Serinales, Debaryomycetaceae. The record is from the annotation of a GenBank genome assembly.